UCUCCGUCUAAAAAACGGAGAAAGAUCAAACAACGGGAGUUUUCUCUCAAAUCUUGUUUAUUCAAAAAGUCUCUUAUUGACCACCACCUGCCCACCUCUUUCUUCCCGUCUUCCUCCUAUCUGCUCCUCCCCUUCCUCCCUUUCUUUCCCAGUCCCCACCGUUUCUUUAUUCACAUCUGCAACAUAUGUUUACAUGUAUGUAUUUGCAUAUAUAGCUGAAACUUUUUGAUCAAGAAGCCUUAAAUCUAUGUUUCUUGAUCUUUCAAAAGCUAGUUUGAUAUCAUGGGUCUCUGUUUCUCUGCCAGCAAGGUUAGUGGCUCCAAUAGCAACACCCACGCCGCGACCCAGCAUCAUAACCGCAAAGAAACCGUUCAAUCGACGGUGAUAACGACGGUAGAUGCUUCAAAUAAAACUCAAAAGCAGAGACAAAGACCACAACCGGCAUCACAACAUGGGAGGAACAAUAAUGAGGUCCAAAAACAGGCGACAAGGGCGAAAGACAAGGGUAAUUCGAGGAAACAGAGUGGGAUUCUUUCGUGCGGUAAGCGCACGGAUUUUGGGUACGCUAAGGAUUUCGAUAAGAGAUACACGAUCGGGAAGUUGUUGGGUCAUGGCCAAUUUGGGUAUACCUAUGUUGCCACUGAUAAGGCUAAUGGGGAUCGUGUAGCCGUGAAGAAGAUUGAGAAGAUGAAGAUGGUUCUUCCUAUUGCCGUUGAGGAUGCUAAGCGAGAGGUCAAGAUUUUGCAAGCUCUUACAGGCCAUGAGAAUGUGGUUCAGUUCCAUAAUGCAUUCGAGGAUGAAAAUUAUGUAUAUAUUGUUAUGGAGUUAUGUGAAGGUGGUGAAUUGCUUGAUCGAAUAUUGGCCAAGAAGGACAGUCGGUAUACUGAGAAAGAUGCAGCGGUAGUUGUACGGCAGAUGCUCAAAGUUGCAGCCCAGUGUCAUUUACAUGGUUUGGUUCACCGUGACAUGAAGCCAGAGAAUUUUCUUUUCAAGUCAGCGAAAGAGGAUUCGCCUCUGAAGGCCACAGAUUUCGGUUUAUCCGACUUCAUAAAACCAGGCAAGAAGUUUAAUGAUAUUGUUGGCAGUGCCUACUAUGUUGCUCCUGAAGUAUUGAAGCGUAGGUCUGGACCUGAAUCAGAUGUCUGGAGUAUUGGUGUUAUUACCUACAUUUUACUCUGUGGAAGACGCCCCUUUUGGGAUAAGACUGAGGAUGGUAUAUUCAAGGAGGUCUUGAGAAACAAGCCUGAUUUUCGCCGCAAACCAUGGCCAAGCAUUAGCAACAGUGCAAAAGAUUUUGUGAAGAAACUACUGGUGAAGGAUCCUCGAGCAAGACUCACUGCGGCUCAGGCUCUGUCACACCCGUGGGUUAGAGAAGGAGGAAAUGCAUCUGAGAUCCCUAUUGAUAUAUCCGUUCUCAAUAAUAUGCGACAAUUUGUAAAGUACAGUCGUUUGAAACAGUUUGCUCUAAGGGCAUUAGCUAGCACACUUGAUGAAGAGGAGUUGGCUGAUCUCAAGGAUCAAUUUGAUGCAAUGGAUGUAGAUAAAAAUGGUGCUAUUAGUCUUGAAGAGAUGAGACAGGCUCUUGCUAAAGAUCUUCCCUGGAGGUUGAAAGAAUCACGCGUUGCGGAGAUUCUUCAAGCGAUUGAUAGUAAUACAGAUGGGUUCGUAGAUUUCUCUGAGUUUGUUGCAGCCACUCUACAUGUGCAUCAGUUGGAGGAACAUAACUCUGAAAAGUGGCAGCAGCUGUCUCAGGCUGCCUUUGAGAAAUUUGACUUGGAUAAAGAUGGUUACAUAACUUCAGAGGAACUUAGAAUGCACACGGGGUUACGAGGCUCUAUCGAUCCACUACUUGAGGAGGCUGAUAUCGACAAAGAUGGAAAAAUAAGCCUUCCAGAGUUUCGCAGACUUCUAAGAACUGCAAGCCUUGGUUCAAGAAAUGUGCCUAGCCCAUCUAACCAUCGGAACCCUAGGAAGCUGUAAAUUAGAGCUGGAGCCUUUUGAAGAUUGAGAUGUCAGAAAAAAACAGAGGUUUGAGACCCUUCGUUCCCAGAUGUUAUUUAUCUCAAAGAUCGUACUCGACCCUAGCAGGCCUUUCCUCCCUCUCAUCAUCAAAUCCUGGUCGACAUCUUUCUGGAAUAAAGAAUAAUGUGAUCAUGGAUUUUCAUGUAGGACUACAAAUACUAAGAUGUCAGCUUCAGAAAUAGGAAUGUAGCAGCCUAAGGUGCGAUGGAUGGUCGUACUUAAGCGUACAUUCUUGAUGGAGUGUUGGGGACUUUGAUGGUUGUGCCCUGCAAAUUGUAUUCCUUGACCAUGAGUAAUAUUACUGCAAAGUGUUGUGUUUGUAUGGUUGGUUGGUGUAUCCUUGUAUAUCCUUUGGUAUGACAUUUUUAUUUUUUUCCUCGUGUCUUAUGGAGUCUAUGCAUUGAUGGAA
Molecule: messenger RNA, 2431 nt
Organism: Tripterygium wilfordii
Lineage: Eukaryota; Viridiplantae; Streptophyta; Magnoliopsida; Celastrales; Celastraceae
Product: calcium-dependent protein kinase 28-like
Exons: 12
Coding region: 283-1980 (565 amino acids)
Biological process (GO): protein autophosphorylation; intracellular signal transduction; peptidyl-serine phosphorylation
Cellular component (GO): nucleus; cytoplasm
Molecular function (GO): calcium ion binding; calcium/calmodulin-dependent protein kinase activity; calcium-dependent protein serine/threonine kinase activity
Source: RefSeq, a predicted model, not a curated record